Heterobasidion irregulare TC 32-1 is the source of this 903-nucleotide messenger RNA. RefSeq lists its product as uncharacterized. Lineage: Eukaryota; Fungi; Basidiomycota; Agaricomycetes; Russulales; Bondarzewiaceae. The record is from RefSeq and is a predicted model, not a curated record. Bases 1 to 903 code for a protein of 300 amino acids. The transcript has a single exon.
AUGUCCUCCGACGAAUCCCUUUACCUCUCAUCUGCUGAUAACACCCUCGUCGACAAACGAAUGUCGCUCCCCAGUUACCUCCGCUCCCCCACCAUGUCAGAAGCAGGAGACUUCGAGGCUAUACUCCGUAACGAAGACACUCCCAUGCUCAGCGCGAGGGGACAAGAGUAUCGAAGAGAGGAAGCAGCAAGGAGGUAUCAGGCUCAAGUCGACGCUGACGCGGCAGAAGAAGCAGCUGCGGCGCAAACCCCCGGAUCCCCCGUCAUAGACAUAUCCACAUCCUCGUCAUCCUCCCCCUCGCCACCCCCUCUGAUCCGUGAAGCUAACGAAGGCGUUGUCUUCCCGGAUAGGGAAACUUACCUCACAACUCCCGUUGCGUACAUGAUGGGACUUAUUGAAGGAACGCCCAACACAGAGUUCGUGUCGGGACCAACUAGACCGGAGAUUCAGAGGGCGUUAGAGAUCUUGGAAGAAGAAAGGAGUUUCGUUCGACACGCACAGCGAGCUCUGCAGAUCAGAGAGGGCACGAUCAUCGCCCGUAUUAACGCUGGAGAGCGAAAACUCAUGGGCUUGCAGAACCUCCGAGACUCCUUUCAUCCUGCCGACGAUCCCACUCCCUCUACCGAGUAUCACAUGCCUACCACGGCUGUGGUAUCUCGUGCCUCGUCUUCGGCCUCAAAUGGUGCUCCGCUUCGCCCAAUGCCAGGGACUUACUCCACGAGGACCGACAGAGAACGGGAUGUAUAUCAAUUCGCACAAGUCUCCCCCCGCUAUCACAUCAUCCCCGCGUGUCUCGGCCUUAUCCGCUCCUCGACGAGAACUCGACCUCCCCUUCCCUUCACUGAAUACAACUCUAGCGAGUCCGACACCACGCCCGUUGUACUCCGCCCUCGUGGAGCUUAG